UUGUAAAAACUGCCGGUGUCAUAUGUGAAUCUUUUAUCACAGCAAGACGUAAUUCAAACAUGAAAUUCGUUAUAAAUAUGCAACGAAAUCUGACACCUAUUCUGUAUGCAAUGCUUCGGGCAAAGAUCUGCAAAACGUUCAGUUUAUUCCUGGCACUGUUCAUAAAAACACGGACACACAGGCUAAGAAGUAAGUAAUGUCUUGGACGAAGGUUGUAGCCAUAACAGGAUGCGACAGUGGCCUCGGCUGGGCCAUAGCAGCGCGGGCCGCGAGAGAAGGACUGGUCACAAUAGCAGGAAUGUACAAUGGUUCCGAUACUGAAGCUGCUCGUGCUCUCAAAAAUCUUUGUGCCCAUCCGUACAAAUUAGAUGUUACUGACUCGAAAAGCGUGACUGAGUUUCAAAAUUAUGUCAAAAACGUGUUACAGGAAAAUCCAAAAUACAAACUGUAUGCUGUAGUUAACAACGCAGGAGUUAUGACUGUCGGAAACUAUGAAUGGCAAACACCGCAAAUGAUAGAAAACAUGAUAAACGUCAAUUUACUUGGAGCGAUGAGGGUAGUUUCUUCAUUCUUGCCGGAACUAAGGAAAAAUGGUGCUAUUAAUGACUUCAAACCCCGUAUCAUAAACGUCGCAAGUCACUGCGGAUUGCAGGCGUUACCAUGUUUCGGACCUUACAGUGCCAGCAAAGCGGGACUGCUGGCCUGGACACGUGCGCUACAUCUAGAACACUUCCGCGAUGGCCUCAGUGUUAUCUCUUUUAUACCAGGCGGAUUCAUUGGAUCAAGCAAUUUAACCAUGAAUCAAGUUGAAAAUGGAAAUAAAAUGCUCAGUCAUUUAACUGAAGAACAGAAAUCGAUAUAUGAAAAAAGAAUAAGAACUUUGAACAAAUAUUUGGGGCAAGCAUCAAAUAACACGAGAUACGAUUCUCUGAGCAAUGAAGUUAUUAUUGAAACUUUUGUAAAGGCCCUCAUCGAUAAUAAGCCGAAGCAAGUUUACAAAGUUGAGCCAUGGCGUUAUAAAUUCUAUUAUAAUUUAUUAAAAAUGCCAUUUCCCGACAUAAUGUAUUACUGGAUAAUAAAAAAGUUUCUAGCCUUCCCCGAUUCUGAAUAAAUUUUGUUUUAAUUU
Maniola jurtina (meadow brown) is the source of this 1126-nucleotide messenger RNA. RefSeq names its product retinol dehydrogenase 7 (gene sro). NCBI's taxonomy places the organism in Eukaryota, Metazoa, Arthropoda, Insecta, Lepidoptera, Nymphalidae. Gene Ontology annotation, molecular function: oxidoreductase activity. Bases 197 to 1111 code for a protein of 304 amino acids. The record is from RefSeq and is a predicted model, not a curated record. The transcript is spliced from 6 exons.